Schistocerca nitens (vagrant locust) is the source of this 435-nucleotide messenger RNA. Its product is annotated as cerebellar degeneration-related antigen 1-like. The record is from RefSeq and is a predicted model, not a curated record. The coding region runs from base 1 to 435 and encodes 144 amino acids. The transcript has a single exon. Lineage: Eukaryota; Metazoa; Arthropoda; Insecta; Orthoptera; Acrididae.
AUGUACCUCUCGGAAGGCGUCUACCUCUCGGAAGACGUAGCCUCUCGGAAGACGUCGCCUCUUGGAAGAUGUCGCCUCUCGGAAGACGUCGCCUCUCGGAAGACGUCGCCUCUCGGAAGACGUCGCCUCUCGGAAGACGUCGCCUCUCGGAAGACGUCGCCUCUCAGAAGACAUCGCCUCUCAGAAGACGUCGCCUCUCGGAAGACGUCGCCUCUCGGUAGACGUCGCCUCUCGGAAGACGUCGACCUCCAUGAAGACGUCGACCUCCCAGAAGACGUCGACCUCCCAGAUAACUUCGACCUCCCAGAAGACGUCGACUUCCCAGAAGACGUCGACCUCUCAGGAGAUGCCGACCUCUCGGGAGAUGCCGACCUACCAGAAGAUGUCGACCUAUCAGAAGAUGCCCAUCUCUUGGAAGAUGCCGACCUCCCGUAA